Drosophila guanche is the source of this 6392-nucleotide messenger RNA. RefSeq lists its product as uncharacterized. The record is from RefSeq and is a predicted model, not a curated record. Lineage: Eukaryota; Metazoa; Arthropoda; Insecta; Diptera; Drosophilidae. Bases 135 to 6296 code for a protein of 2053 amino acids. The transcript is spliced from 2 exons.
GUCAAAUUGAAAUAAAAUAAAAACAAAACCUUCGACUUUCGACGGAAUUCAGUUAUCGGAAAUAGAUCAAAAUUUUCAGUACGACACCAGAAGCAGAGAGUAAAUCCAUAGACCCAAUUCUCAUCGGCCGGUAGAUGGAAGCAAGGAAAUGCCCGCCGGCGGUCGAUCCCUGCCCCGUGCGUCAGUUUCUCGCACGGCAGGCCGAGGCGCAGGCCAAGCAGCGCCAGAGCCUCAAUCAGUAUCUGGAGAAGACCAUGUCUGACUUUCCGCCACACCAACAGGUGGCCACAUCCACAGCUCCCACCGCUGUCGGCAGUUGUCCGUGCGUGAGGGCCAGCCGGAGGCCGAGCGCCUGCAUUCUGGAGCAGUUUGUCGGCGGUGGACGCAAACAGGAGCAGCGCAUGCUGGUGCCGGAUCUGGCCACCGAUUGGUUUCGCAAACAGAAGGUUUUCCUGGACAAGAUCGGGCCGGAGGAGUUGCUGCAGGAGCAGGAUCAGGAGGAUGCGCCAGAGCAGCGGCUGUCGGAGAGUCGCUGCUCCUGCCCGGUCACAAAGCGGAGCCGAGGCCAGUUGAGGGAGGGACAGCUGCAGGGCAGGCCCACAUGCGGCUGCAGGAGCAGGAGAAGGAGCAGGAGCAGGAGCAGGGGAAAGGUAGCAGUGCCACCUGGAGACGAUUCGCAGCAGCAGUGGCGGUUGGGCAAGCAAAUUGCCAGCAGUCGGUCCAUCACGCUGUGCAAGCCAAAUGUGGCAGCAUGUGGACCCGAGGCCAGAAGCAGGAGCAGAAGCAGGAGCAGGAGCAGAAGCAGGAGCAGAAGCAACAGCCGGAGUAGGAGCAGAGCUGGCGGUCAGAGUCCUCCUCCUCCUCCUCCUCCUCCUCGUCGACGACGACGACACAUUGUGCGGCGUAGCAGCUGCACCUGCCUGUGCCGCUGUCCCAGCCAGUCACUGUUCCAGAGCGACGGCCAGCCCAUGUCCAGGGAGUGCCAGCUGGCGACGCGGCGCACAGAGCCGCUGAUGCCGUGUCUGCGCCGCAAAUAUGAGCUGCGGGAGGCGCCACAGCGUCGCCUGAAGCCGCAGCACUUUCGCCGCAUCUCGCCAGAGUUCUUUGGGUUACUCAAGCACUACGAGGAGGCAAUGACCGAGAGCUGUCCGCUCUAUGGCAUCUCCAUGCGGCACUGGGGCGAAUCGGCGCCUUACUGCAUGUGCGAGGAGACAAACGAGAGCCCGGAGCACCAGCAGUGCCUGGGCGAUGAGUCGGUCCAUGCAGCGGACCAUGCAGUGCCCUUCAUGCCCUCCGCAUCGGAUGUGCCACAGAUGGAGUAUCUGCCAGUGGAGGAGCAAGAGAAAGCGCCCUGCGGCAAUGAGACAUGUCCCACCCGAAGGCAGGAACCAGCACCAGCUACGACUACAGCUAAAGCUACAGCUCCAGCGCCCACGGAGCGUAUACGCUUCAAGGAAAAGCCAAGGCCAUGGACAAGAGAGCCGCAAGUGGAGCCGCAAGAGUCCCCCAUGGAGCCCGAGGAGCAGCAGCAGCAGCAGCAGCAGCAGCAGCAGAAAAAGAAAAGUGGCUUCAAGUGCUGCUCCUGCUGGUCCAAGGAUCCCCUCCAGGAUGAUGAAGAGCAACUCCCGAAGAUGGAUAAGAAAGCAAAGAAGGAGAAGAAGGAGAAACCAGCGAAACCAACGAAGAAUCCCUAUCCGGCUCAAACAUUUUUUGGUGGAUUUGCUGGCCUCUGCAGGCGCUGCCUGCGCUCCGGCCGCCAUCUGCUGUACAGGCACAACUCAAGCUAUCAGCGGAUGCGUCGCCAGAAUCAGAAUCAGGGCUACCACAGAGAGCCAGCACCGCCGCCCAUUCCAUAUCAUAUGCGAGGAGUGUGUGGCCAUGAGCCUGCUGUCUGGCAGUUCGAGGAGCAGCAACUGGCAGAACCAACAGCAGCGCAACCCGAAUGGCAGCCAUCGGAGGAGGCAGCAGGCGGCAGCAGCAGCACCACCACAUUGAGACCCUCCAACAGCUGCGAAUGCUGCUACGGUUCCAGCUCCAAUUCCGAUUGCAGUUCCAGCUGUGGCACGCUCUGCAUGAGAAAACGCAGCCAGGCGGGUGCCUGCAACAUCGACGGCAGCCCCUCAUCGGCCAUUUGGACACUGCAGAAGCGCAGCUCGAGGCCGCUCAAGCGUCGUUUUGUCAAUGAGAAUUUCGGCAGAAGGCGACUGGAGCGCAACGAACAGAUCAAGGGCGGAGAGGAUGGAGGCGGCACGAGGCUGAGGGACGAGCAGACAUCAUCGUUUGUGGAGGGAUUCUGCCUGAAGGUGAACAAACAUGGCACGAGGGCCUGCUAUCUGGCCAACGAUUAUCUGCAGCUAAUGAAAAUGGUGGCCAGAAAGCGGGCCCGCCACGAUUGCCUCAAGACGAAGAAGACCACCUGCCGCCCGAAGCCAGAGCCCAGUCCAAGGCCCACGGCCCGAGCACGACGCGUGUCGCCGCGAAGCAACCCAGCUGCCCGGCCGUCAAGUCGCCAACGUGCGCCAUCUGCCGUAGCCGCAAAGCAAACAAAGGCUUCCAGUGAUGCCAGACAGUUCAGAGAGGUCAGAGCUGCCAGACAGUCCAGAGCGCCUACAGAUGUUUCGGAUGGUGCACGCAGCUUGCAGGCGGAUUUGGCCUUGUGCAGCGGCAAUUGCAAGGCGGAGCGAAGGAAAUGCACCAACUGCCCGAGGAUCGUGGCAAGCAGGAAGCAAUCCGUGCCACGUGGCAACUACAACUCAUCGAGUCCCACCGCCACCACCAGCGCCAGUCGCGGUCCGAGUCCAAGUCGAAUGCGCAGUCCCGCCAGCAGGAACGUGCAAAGAAAAUCCUCAGCCUCACCCACACGAAGCGUGAAAAAGAGAAGACUCCACAAAGCGGCGACACAGAGGCAGGAGAGGGAUGUGGAGAUGGAAACGGAAACGGAGACUGCAGACCAUCGCCAGGUGUCAAGCAGCGAUAUGAAGGAGGAAUAUCCAUCGAUCCAUGAGCAGCAAGAGCACUCCGUGGCGAUGCUUAAUCCAUCCAAUUCGUAUCCAAGCGAAUGUCUGUGCGGAAAAUAUUCCUAUUCGAAUGCGGCAACGAGUGGCAGUCAGCCCCAAGACUUUCCCAAUUGGCAGAAUCAACAGGAAAGGGCACAGGCAUGCCCCGAGCAGUGCCCUGGAUGGAGGGAGGGAGAGCAACUGGAGCCUUCAGUGGCAACACGUGAGGCUGAAUGGUUGGAGGAGCGACACUCAGCAGCUGCAGAAAAUCCUUCCGAAUGGAUCCCAGAGGAGAAGCAGCAGCAGGAGCUGGAGGAGCCAGUGCUGCUUAGCGGCAGUUGCCAUAAUUAUGAUUGUCCCUUUUGGCGUACUGUGCCGGAGGAGGAAGGCUUCUAUUCACAGGCGGGAGGCUAUGAUCAGGACGAUCAGGAACGGCCAAACGUGGAGCAGGGACAGCAACAAUCCACAACGAAGAAGCAGCUUAAGGGCCUGUCCGCGGCCUACAAACUUCGACCGCCGUGCAGUGGAGCAUUGCGUUGGAUUGCCAAUGGAUUCACCAGCUCACGCAGGGGCUCCCACAACGAGGCAGUGCCACGGGAACGGGAAAGGGAAAGAGGGAGAGCAACAGCAGCAGCAGCAGCAGCCCCCCAAAAGACCAGAGACAAGGGACGUCGCUACUACACGGAAACGCAACCAAAAUUGUGGUACGAUGAGAAUGCCGGGCUGGAGGCUAUGAUGAGCGCGAGCCUACGAUCGCGUCACUCACGCUGCUCGAUACGCGCACUCAGCUCCAAUACGACGACCAUAGCGUGUCCCUGCACGCCAACACCAUCGAUAGCCAGUGAGGAGCAGCUGGUUCUGGCGAUGCCAGAUGCCAGAUGGGGAAAUCAGCAGCAGCAGCAGCCGCAGCCGCCGCCGCCACAGAGGGAGAAGCAGAGGGAGACACAAAGGAAGAAUCCAGUGAAUCAGCCACAGCGUGCGACACAAAGGGAAGCGGAAACUCCUCCCAUGAAGCAAACACAAAGGCAAGCUCCUCCGAUGAAGCAGCCACAGAGGGAGACUUCGUUAAGGCAGCCACAGAAACUGACUCCUCCGAUGAAGCAGCCACAAAAGGAUGCUCCUCCAAUGCAGCAGCCACAGAUGCAGCUCCAACAUGAUUUGGAGCUCUCAAAUCCAAACCAAAACCACAACGAACCGAAUCGCUACAUGCCCUACGAGCUGCAGCAGCAACAACAUUAUCAUCAGGCGGCUCUUUAUGUCCCAAUGAUGAGUGCUACUGCUGCUGUUCCUAGUCCUAGUCCUGCUCCUUGGGCUAGGCCCCUCAACUUUCCCAUGAACUGUGGCAAGAAAAUACCCAAGCUGUUGAGCAACGAGCCGCUGGAUCUGAAGCAUACGCUCAUGGCCAAGCGGGAGGCAAAGCGGGAGGCUAAGCGGAGUCCCAAAUGGAUGCAACACAAUCAUGCGCCGCUCACACUGCGCACCGCCAGGCCACGGGCCGAGGCCUACUACGAGGGCAAGAUGCGACGGCGCUGCCUUAAGUUUAUGCUUAGCAUCGAGCAGAACAAUCCCCCGAAAUCGAAGCCAUCGGCGGCGGCAACUGCCGAGCAGCAGGAGCAUUGGUCUGUCAACGAGGCGCAGGAACAGGAACAGCAGCAGCAGCCAGCUGAGGAGCAGGAAGAGGAGGAGGAACAGCAACAGGAGCCGGAGCCGGAGCCGGAGCCGGAGCCUGAGACGGAGCCCUGCGAGGAGCAUGUGUGGUUCGGCGAGCCCAGCUAUGAGGUCGAUGAGGGUCCAAAAUGGAACCAAACGCGUCGCUCGGACUCCGGCAGCGUGCUACAUCCUGGCAUGCGCACUGAACAUCCUUUGAAUCAAUGGCAGUAUCCAGAUCCGCACGAUCCCUACUCGUAUCGUGAGCCCGCGGUGCCUUAUCAAUGCACCAAUUGGGAUACACCGCAACACCACACAAGGCAGCAGCCACAGCCACAGCCACAGCCUCAGCCGCUAAACAAUCCGAAUUAUUCGGAGCCACAGUCACAGCGACAGAGACUGCGUCAGGCACAGGAAGAGGCACUGCGGCAGACACAGCGUCAGCCUCAUCGGCAGGAGCAACGCCAGGAAGAGCAUCAGCAUCAGCAUCAGCAUCGCCAGGAAGAGCAUCAGCGUCAGCAUCAGCCUCCGCGAAAGGACGUGGCACAGCCUCAGCGUCAAGCACAGCGUCAGCAACGACAGACACAACCAGAGCUCCAGCUCCAGCCUCAGAGACUGACUCAACCUCAUCUCCAUUCCCAUCGCCAGCCGCAACCUCAAGCUCAGAUCCUACAUCAGCGCCAGCCGCAGCCACCGACGCAGCACGAGAAUAAUGUCAAACGGCAUUGGCGCAUACCUAGAUCUGUGUCCGAGACCAGACCCUUCUACGAUGAGGAGGAGGAGCUGCCAAAUAAUUGGCAUAAGAACGCACCACAGCCGCCGGUAUCGUAUAUGAUGCCACACAACGGCAGGACUGACCAUCGCGGCAGCAGGCAACGGACAACACAGCGACAGAGCGCCGGAGCUAUUACCGCGGCCGCACUGGGACUGAGGGGCUUGGUGGAAGCUUUGGGCGGACCCAGAUACGCAAGGAAAUCCACGGCUUCGAUUGCUGACGAGUCCAGGGAGCGAGAGGCUGUGACGACCAGAAUUCAGCCCAUGGACUACUCACAGGAGCAGCUUGACUUUACGGUGGAGCCACCAGAAGCGACGGCACAUAGCGGUGCAGCAGCAGCCCGCAGCUAUGACAGCUGGGAGCAGCGAACCAGGACAUGCCCUGCAGCCUUUGUGGCCCGUGACAGGCGUUUCAAUAGCUACACGCAUCCUCCACCAGCAACACCAGCAGCCAUGGUCAAAGAGGAAAGUCCCUGCCAUCUGUCCCUGUUCGCUGUGCCCACGUCCAGCAGCAAUUUGGCGUGGCGAACCACAACGAGAGCGCGAAUGCCAGGAGGCCAAGAGGAGGAGCUGCGACGUACGCAAGUGCCGCCAGUCUCGAUCCACUCCGAUCUGGACUUUGACACACAUUCCAACAGCAGCCCCGAAGGCCGAUUGUACGGAUAUCAAGAUCCGCUACCAUACAUGGCAACGACCGAGGACACUGGCGUUUCGCCCUGCCCACUGUCUGAGAUAAAGUCUGAACCCCCUGCAACACGUCGCAGGUUUCCAGCCACACCGCUGGUCAUUCCGCCCACCUACAAUGCCCUGCUGGAGGAGCAAAUACUUCAGGAAUAUCUGCCCACACCCAAAUGCAGACCACGGCCACACAGAGCCUGAAUACCACCAACGAGUAGCCGUAGGCAUAGCCUCAGCCUCACAGCGUUUCAAAACAAAGAACAAAUAAAUAGCUCACAAUUCCCAUUAAAGGAAGAA